GAAAAUAAACGGAUCUUCUCAGUAUUUUUGUGAUUUUCCCAAGUAUAUGUUUGUAUUUUUUAAUUAAACUCUUCCCCGUUUUUCCUAAUACAGGAACUGCUCACUAAAUAUCUUAAGUGAUAUACUCUCUUCAUAUCCGUGUAAAUUCGUACUUCUUUCUUUUAUAUUCAUAUCGUUCCUAACAACAUAAUUAUACUUAAUCAUCACAAGCAUGAAUCACUACCUGAGUCUCAUGAGAGAGAGAGAGAGAGAGAUUUGACAUAAACACAAUUUGUUGAUAAUUUUACCAAUUACACUGGAUUUAUCGUCUUUGUUGCUCAAAAAUUCAUAAGUUAUAGAUGCAGACACACCUGACCUCCAUGCUUGCAGAUGAAGAAGACGUAAAAUUUCAUCGAUCGGGUUUUGGAGCAUACUACAAAUAGUACUCAGCGGAGAACGUACUCCAAAACUUUUAUAACCUCGGUUUUUAGAGUCGUACUCAGUGGAGCACAUACUCGGAGUACGGAGUACGAGUUGGAGCAUGAGUAUGGAAACAGUUUUAUAACCUCGGGGCCAGGACUUCAUGGACAAAUCACUAUAAAUUUUGUAUUGAAAUGAGUAAUUCGUGAUAACAUGCGGUCGGAAGGAACUUUUUUACUUGUAAGAUAUCAAAUACAUGUAGCUGAGGAAUUAGGAUAUGAUAACGACAUUUCUGCUUAACAAACAGUGUACAUGUACUUCAUAUUCUGAAAUCUGAAAAAGAUGAAUCGUAAAAUGAGCGUGCAAUUGCUCUUUUGUAUUUUAUAUUUAAUAGUUGGAAUCAAGCCUAGAACUGGAGCAACACUAAAAACAAAUGCAACAACUGAAGCAACAACGAGCACAAUAAUAACAACUGAAGCAACACAUAAAACAACUGCAAGAACUGAAGCAACAACGAAGACGAUAACAACAACUGAAGCAACAACGAAGACGAUAACAACAACUGAAGCAACAACGAAAACAAUAACAAGAACUGAAGCAUUAGAGAAAACAGUAGUAUCAACUGGAGCAACAGAAAAAAAAAUAACAGCAACCGGAACAACAGCGAGAACAUUAGCAACCACUAACGCAUUAAAGAAAAAAAUACCAAUAUCGAAGGCAACAGUCCAUACAACAACAAAUGAAACAACAGAAAAAACAACAGCAACAUCGGAAGCAACAGAGAAAACAACGGCAACAACUUUGGCAGCAGAGAUAGACACAUCUGGAACAACAUUAACAAGCGCGAUUGUGUGUCAAGCUACGGUCCAGAGAUCUCUGUCGUUUUACGUCGCGGUUUUCUGGGUACCUAUUGCUGUACUGAGCCUCGUUAUGGUAAUAGCCGGUAUGAGAACAAUUUGGCGACUACACGAUAGGAAAAGGAAGGCAACGUUGCCUUUCUAUGAAACCUAUGAAAGUCGGUUCGUUUUAUCCGAAGGAGAUAACGUGGCUUAUGAUAAAAUUAACGAACCAGAGAAUGUUUAUCUGGAGUUGAAUGGAAUGUCUACGACUGCUUCAUCUUCAACUGACGGAGAAGGCAAUCAAUAUUACUCUACAGUAGGAUCUAUCCGGGAUCAUGCUAAAUUUAGAUCAGACAAUCGUGCCUUGGCGGAUCCAGCUUCUUCGAGGGAAGGGAUAAUCUCCGAUGGUCAGCCACAGAGGGUUUCAGAGGCCAACGCGUACCUUUACCUCAUACCUUGACCUAAUUUUAAGAAACAACACCAAAACAAUAACUAUUAUUGAAGACUCUGUUUUUUAACCUACAUAUGCACAAUCAAUACUGAUACAUUUGUAUAUGUAUAUAUACACACUUUUAUGUUGCUGAUAUACAGCUACGUGUAAGAGAGAAACAAAGAGUUUGAUAAUCCUUUCUUUUUUGUAUGGAUGGAAUGGUUUACUUUUUAAUACUAGAGAAAAAUCAUAUAUUGUUUUUGGCACAAGAAUUGUAGAAACAAAAUUUGCUUUUUUUUAUUUAAUAGUAGAUUCCAUACAUGUAAUAAUACAUGAAUACGUUGAUCUAAGCAUUUCUUUUAUGAAACUACUGGAUGCUCAAUACUAGUAUACUACUGUAUAGUGUAUAGAUUUCUGCACUUUUAAAAUUGUUGGAAAUAUAUAUUAGAUAUUCUUAUUAAACAAAUAAACAUUGA
This is a messenger RNA of Magallana angulata, 2144 nucleotides long. Its product is annotated as mucin-22-like. Lineage: Eukaryota; Metazoa; Mollusca; Bivalvia; Ostreida; Ostreidae. The transcript has 7 exons. Bases 742 to 1698 code for a protein of 318 amino acids. The record is from RefSeq and is a predicted model, not a curated record.